AUGCAUCAGAAGAUCCAUGAACUCCACCUGCAACAUGAAGGAAGUCUCUACCACUGCACAGUCUGCAGGAAGAGCUUCACGGCCCUGAGAGAACUUGAGAAACACCAGCAAACACACUCAAUUUGGGUGAAUGAAAAGGAGAAGUCUCGCACAAAGUCACAUAAAUAUUCACAUUGUGAACAAGCAUUUACAACACCCUCACCAGUCAACCACAACAUGCUAUGCACACAUACAGGAGAGAGGCCUCAUACAUGUUCUCAGUGUGGAAAAUGUUUUUCACACAGGUCAAGCCUUUCACGCCACAGGCUUGUACACAAAGCGGAGAAGUCUCCUAUAAGACCCACGCUAGUACACACUGGAGAGAAGUCUCCUAUGAGACCCACGCUAGUACACACUGGAGAGAGGCCUAAUGAAUGUGUCCAGUGUGGAAAAGCAUUUAGAACGUCCCAAGAUCUUCAACGCCACAUGUUUACACAUAGCAAUGAGAAUCCUCAUGAAUGUGUCCAGUGUGGAAAAGCAUUUAGAACGUCCCAGGUUUUAAAAAGGCACAUGCGUAUACACACUGGAGAGAAGUCUCAUAUAUGUGUCCAGUGUGGAACAGCCUUUACACAAAGCUCAAAGCUUCAAGACCACAUGUUAAUACACACCGGAGAGAGGAGUCAUCAAUGUGUCCAGUGUGGGAAAGCCUUUAGAACGUCCCAAGUUUUACAAAGCCACAUGCUUACACACACUGGAGAGAAGCCUUAUAAAUGUGUCGUCUGUGGAAAAUCAUAUCGAAGAUUCCAACAUCUUAAAGACCACAUGCUUACACAUAACGGAGAGAGCCCUCAUAAAUGUGUCCAGUGUGGAAAAUCAUUUAGAACGUCCCAAGUUUUACAAAGACAUAUGCUUAUACACACUGGAGAGAAGCUUCAUAUAUGUGUCCACUGUGGGAAAGCCUUUUCACAAAGCUCACAUCUUGGAGUCCACAUGUUAAUACACACCGGAGAGAAGCCUCAUGAAUGUGUUCAUUGUGGAAAAUCAUUUAGAACGUCCCAAGCUUUACAAAGCCAUAUGCUUAUACACACUGAAGGGAAGCCCCAUAAAUGUAUCCAUUGUGGAAAAGCAUUUUCACAAAAUUCAGCUCUUAAAGUCCACGUGUUAAUACACACUGGAGAGAAGCCUCAUAAAUGUGUCCAGUGUGGAAAAUCAUUUAGAACAUUCCAACAUCUUCAACGCCACAUGCUUACACAUAACAAUGACAAGCCUCAUAACUGUGUCCAGUGUGGAAAAGGUUUUGCACACAUUUCAACUCUUAAAGUCCACAGGCUAAUACACGCUGGGGAGAAGCCUCAUAAAUGUGUCCAGUGUGGGAAAUCAUUUAGAAAAUCCAAAGAGCUUCAACGCCACAUGCUUACACAUAACGAUGAGAAGACUCAUAUAUGUGACCAGUGUGGAAAAGGUUUUGCACAAAUUUCAACUCUUAAACGCCACAUGCUAAUACACACUGGAGAGAAGUCUCAUAAAUGUGUCCAGUGUGGAAAAUCAUUUUCAAGAAGUGGAAAUCUUAAAGUCCACAUGUUAGUACACACUGGAGAGAAGCCUCAUAAAUGUGUCCAGUGUGGAAAAGGUUUUGCACACAUUUCAACUCUUAAAGUCCACAGGCUAAUACACACUGGAGGGAGGCAUCACAGAUGUGUCCAGUGCGGAAAAUCAUUUAGAACGUCCCAAGAUUUACAAUGCCACAUGCUUAUACAUAACGAUGAGAAGCCUCAUAAAUGUGUCCAAUGUGGAAAAUCAUUUCAAACAUCCCAACAUCUUCAACGCCACAUGCUUACACAUAAGGGCCCAAUCCCAAUGUCAGCCCUAAAGACUAGAACUAAGGACUCACAGACUUAAUUGAUUUCAGGUGCUAAGUGAGUGAGUGUGUGAGGCCACAUGGGCUCAGAUAGGUAUUUUGGGAUUGGGACAGCACUUCACGAGAUCACAUGUACCUUGGCGAUGUUUACUAACAAAGACGUUGCUAACAUUUGCACCAUGCACGUGUGUCGUGCGUGCUGUUGUUUACCUUGAUUUCCAGACACUUUGAACUGUGGGUAAUUCCCUUAGGUUAAGUCUGCACCGAUGCAGACUCACGGAAAGGGCUCGGUAAGUGUCUACUCAAACCCUCCCGCCCGUUGUAAUUCGACAUUGGGACAGCCCUAAGCACUUACGAAUUUCGCGAGAACGCGCACCAAAGUCUGUGAGUUCGUGAGUCCGGACAUUGGGAUUGGGCCAAGGAGUCUCAUAUAUGUGCCCGAUGUGGAAAAGGUUUUACACACAUUUCAAAUCUUAAAGACCACAUUAGAAUACAUACCGGAGAGAAGCCUCAUAAAUGUGUCCAGUGUGGAAAGUCAUUUUCACAAAGUUCACAUCUUAAAGUCCACAUGUUAGUACACACUGGAGAGAAGCCGCAUAAAUGUGCCCAAUGUGGAAAAUCAUUUAGAACGUCCCAAAUUCUUCAGCGCCACAUGCUUACACAUAACGAUGAGAAGCCUCAUAUGUGCCCAGUGUGGAAAAGGUUUUGCUCAAAUUUCAACUCUUAAACGCCACAUGGUAAUACACACUGGAGAGAAGCCUCAUAAAUGUGUUCAGUGUGGAUGUUUUUUUUUUUUUUUUUUCAGCAAUGUCUAGUUUUAAACAGCAUAAUACUACAUACUGGACACUCAUGAAUGUGCCCAUCCAAUAACCUUAUAUACCACAUGGUGACACAAACUGAUAACUUCAUAAGUUAUGACUUCUCAUCAAUGUAUCCAGUGUGGAAAAGUUUUCACAGAAACUGCAAGCCAAUCCACAUACUAAUGCACACUGGAAAUAUGAAUAGACUGAUCGAGAUGUUGGGAGGCUUGUCAUUAUGUUAUUAUAAUGUGAACAGACUGAUCGAGAUGUUGGGAGGCUUGUUUUCCCUCUUCUUUUAUUUGCUUUUAUUUGUUAUUACUGUUUGCUUUUGUUUGUGUAAAGCACAUUCAAUGACCUCUAUGUAUGAAAUGCGUUAAAUAAAUAAACUUGACUUG
This is a messenger RNA of Sardina pilchardus (European sardine), 3032 nucleotides long. RefSeq names its product zinc finger protein 99-like. The transcript has a single exon. Gene Ontology annotation, biological process: regulation of DNA-templated transcription. Gene Ontology annotation, molecular function: DNA-binding transcription factor activity, RNA polymerase II-specific; RNA polymerase II cis-regulatory region sequence-specific DNA binding. Bases 1 to 1878 code for a protein of 625 amino acids. The record is from RefSeq and is a predicted model, not a curated record. Lineage: Eukaryota; Metazoa; Chordata; Actinopteri; Clupeiformes; Clupeidae.